CUCAAGGCGAUCUCUAGCAUCGCCAUCCCUUCAUUCUUCUACUGUCUUUAGGAGGUUUUCAUUCUUUACAUAAGGUACCAAUUACAUCCCACAAUCAUUUCCAACGAGCCAGAUCGAUUCCGGCAUUCACACUCCUUUCUCUCGACACCCUCACCGAGCCACACCGAGCAAUCACAAGCAUCGCCCAUCCCCCCUCCAUCCACCGUCGCCUGCGCCGAGGUCAACUGCAACCCCAAAGAUCGACACCCACUUCCCCUCAAAAUGCAUGCCCCGACCCCUCAUCUUCUACCCCUGGCCACGGCCCUUCUAGCCAUCGGCACCAACCUCGCCCAUGCAAACCCCCUCCAAGUGCUCACCGCAGGAAUGGAUAGCACACUCCCCGUCGGCACGAACCCCAUCGUGAACCCAAAAGUGGAGUACCUAGGUUUCCAGCACGCCGACAACAGCUGCUCCCACCGCGAUCUGGGCUUCACCGGCUCUAUCGCAGGAAAAUGGUACGCCGUUUGGGGCGAUGUGCUCUGGUGCGAUGCUGGUGUCACUGAUCCCGAAAAGGACACUCCCGGGUUCCACGGCAUGGUGCGCGACGCCGUGUCUGUCAUGACGAAGAACCCGCUGGUCGUGCACGAUCUCAACCUGGGGGAGAAUGGGCGUCAGAAGCAGUUCAUCCCCUUCAAUUCAUCGUGGGGAGAAAAGGUUGAUACCGGGUUCGGCGGGACGAGUUUGGUCGAGACUAAUGCUGAGACGCGCACCGGGGCCGUCUUUUACCUGGUUAACCAAAACGCAGAUGGCCUCGUAGGCGCAGGCAUCGCCAAAGUAGACGUCCUCUUUGGAACCCCCACCGUGACCAAACGGUACGGCGAACGCGGCUACUGGUGGGAUGCCAAAACCACGCCCCGGUACGGCGACAUCGCCGCCUUCCGCGACCCGUGCUCCGAGUACAUUUACGCCUGGGGCGGCCCGCCGACCACAAUCACCGACUGGGGCCAGAGCAGCUACGUCUACCUCGCGCGGGUCAACGCCAGCCAGGCGUUCAACGUGAGCAACUACGAGUACUACUGGGGCCGCCAGCAGGGGUGGAAGUCUGACGUCUUGACGACGUUCAAUUCCGAGACGGCGACUGUGUGGGGCACGGGUCAGGGGCAGAUUGUGUGGAAUGAGCACUUUAAGUGUUAUAUCUUUGUUCACCUUGGCAUCGGCGGCGGCACCGUCUUCUUGCGCACUGCUACAAAACUCGAGGGCCCCUGGACGCCGGACAUCAAGAUCUUCCAGGCUCAGGCCAUUGAUGGCGGGCUCGUCUACGCUGGCGUCGCUCAUCCGUAUCUGGAUCCCACCGGCAGGACGCUGGUCAUCUCUUUCACGAACAACAACAGGAUCCAGGUGAUCAAAGUAACCUUUUCCAAGUGAGGCAAGGUGAUCUCACGCGCCUUGCAGGAUAACUCAUAUUCUUCCAGUCACUAAAUUUAACUUCAUCCCCGAGUACAUAAUUACAG
This is a messenger RNA of Colletotrichum scovillei, 1490 nucleotides long. RefSeq lists its product as uncharacterized. The transcript is spliced from 3 exons. The record is from RefSeq and is a predicted model, not a curated record. Bases 262 to 1404 code for a protein of 380 amino acids. Lineage: Eukaryota; Fungi; Ascomycota; Sordariomycetes; Glomerellales; Glomerellaceae.